Messenger RNA from Tripterygium wilfordii, 843 nucleotides. RefSeq names its product 30S ribosomal protein S16-2, chloroplastic/mitochondrial-like. Gene Ontology annotation, cellular component: small ribosomal subunit; ribosome. The transcript is spliced from 4 exons. Gene Ontology annotation, molecular function: structural constituent of ribosome. Bases 190 to 573 code for a protein of 127 amino acids. NCBI's taxonomy places the organism in Eukaryota, Viridiplantae, Streptophyta, Magnoliopsida, Celastrales, Celastraceae. Gene Ontology annotation, biological process: mitochondrial translation. The record is from RefSeq and is a predicted model, not a curated record.
GACCGGGUCAGACUGGGUCUGAUAACCGGAACCCGCCCGGUGUACACCCCUAUCGCGUUUUGCGGCUUUCAGAAUUUUCUCCUUUGUCUUACUGUUAAACCUUCAAGGCUCGACGCCGCAGCUCUCUCUUGCCAUCUGGUCGCCAUUCGAUUUCUUCCAGUUUGACUACGCAAGAAUAAAUCUAAGAAAAUGGUGGUAAGGAUCCGAUUGUCGAGAUUGGGCUGCAAAAACAAGCCAUUUUAUCGGGUUAUGGCUGCUGAUAGUAGGUCUCCCCGGGAUGGAAAACACCUUGAAGUAUUGGGUUACUACAAUCCCCUACCAGGUCAAGACGGUGGCAAACGUAUGGGUCUCAACUUUGAGAGAGUGAAGUAUUGGUUAUCGGUUGGUGCACAGCCUUCAGAUCCUGUCCAGCGCAUUCUUUUCAGAGCUGGAGUAUUACCUCCACCCCCAAUGGUGGCAAUGGGACGCAAAGGCGGACCGCGUGACACACGUCCUGUUGAUCCCCUAACUGGACGUGUCUUAGGUGCUGAAAACUCAGCAACUGCAGACCAAUCAAAAGGUGCUGAAAACUGAGGAACCAUCCCCAUAAAACACUUCUGCGUGCGCGAGUUCUGCGUGCUUGUGUCUUAAAUUAGUUCGGCUGAAUAGUGGUCGAUGUUGCUAUGGGUUCUUGUAAUAUCUGUACUGGCUCCGUUUUUCAGAAUAUAGUUGCGGAUCAGGAUGUUUCCAUGAAGUCUGUCUCGUUGUAGGUCACUUCGUUAUUGUAGCAUAUGUUCUGGUGCACUGCCUUAACAAAGAAUCUUUGGUUGAGAUGAUGAAAUUAACUAUGGUAGUUCAUUGUAA